AAGAGGCUCGCGGCGGCCGGAGUGGGGGCGCCUGCGUGGAGGGUUGUCCGGAUCCCAGCGGCAGAGGGCAGGAAGCAUGUUCCACGGAAUCCCCGCCAACCCAGGGAUGGGAGCCCCAGCAAAUAAGCCGGAACUGUAUGAGGAAGUGAAGCUAUACAAGAAUGCACGGGAACGAGAAAAGUACGACAACAUGGCCGAGCUGUUUGCGGUGGUGAAGACCAUGCAGGCUCUGGAGAAGGCCUACAUCAAGGACUGCGUCACCCCCAAUGAGUACACGGCUGCCUGCUCCCGCCUCUUGGUCCAGUACAAAGCCGCCUUCAAGCAGGUGCAGGGCCUGGAGAUAAACUCCAUCGACGACUUCUGCCGCAAGUUUCGGCUCGAUUGCCCGCUGGCCAUGGAGAGGAUCAAGGAAGACCGGCCCAUCACCAUCAAGGACGACAAGGGCAACCUGAACCGCUGCAUCGCGGACAUUGUCUCGCUCUUCAUCACAGUGAUGGACAAGCUGCGCCUGGAAAUCCGGGCCAUGGAUGAGAUCCAGCCCGACCUUCGGGAACUGAUGGAGACCAUGAACCGCAUGAGCCACCUGCCCCAGGACUUCGAGGGACGCCAGAAAGUGCAGCAGUGGCUGCAGACACUGAGCGGGAUGUCGGCCUCUGAUGAACUGGAUGAUUCCCAAGUCCGGCAGAUGCUCUUCGACCUGGAAUCUGCCUACAACGCCUUCAACCGCUUUCUGCAUUCCUGAUGAGGCUGGGC
Euleptes europaea (tarantolino) is the source of this 753-nucleotide messenger RNA. It is a transcript of the gene VPS28, whose product is annotated as VPS28 subunit of ESCRT-I. The transcript has 10 exons. Gene Ontology annotation, biological process: protein transport to vacuole involved in ubiquitin-dependent protein catabolic process via the multivesicular body sorting pathway. Lineage: Eukaryota; Metazoa; Chordata; Lepidosauria; Squamata; Sphaerodactylidae. The coding region runs from base 77 to 742 and encodes 221 amino acids. Gene Ontology annotation, molecular function: protein-containing complex binding. The record is from RefSeq and is a predicted model, not a curated record. Gene Ontology annotation, cellular component: ESCRT I complex.